Messenger RNA from Salvia splendens (bonfire salvia), 4218 nucleotides. RefSeq names its product putative pentatricopeptide repeat-containing protein At3g23330. The record is from RefSeq and is a predicted model, not a curated record. Gene Ontology annotation, biological process: RNA modification. The transcript is spliced from 4 exons. Lineage: Eukaryota; Viridiplantae; Streptophyta; Magnoliopsida; Lamiales; Lamiaceae. Gene Ontology annotation, molecular function: protein binding; RNA binding. The coding region runs from base 51 to 1466 and encodes 471 amino acids.
CAACCUUAGAAGCACAGAAGAUAAUCAUAAACCUCUACAAAAUCGAGCAUAUGUUCCCCCAACUCAAUAUCCAUAAUUUCAAAACAAUCUCGCAGUUCCUGCAUCACUGCUCUCAAACAAAGAAUCUCAAACCAAUCCAACAAUUCUACGCGCAUGUAAUCAGAACAAAGCUGUUCUUCGUUUCCCCCAAUCUCCAAUCCGACCUAGCUCUAGCUUACACCUCAUGCAUCGCCAACAACAACCACACAAUCCUCACCCACUUCUUGAAAUCCCUCAAUCUCAGAAACCCCCUGCCGUUUAAUUCGAUCAUAUCUCACUUCUCUCAACACGGCUCCGACUGUUUUGCCCUGCGCACGUUUCUCUUCAUGCAUCGCAACAGCGUUUAUCUCGAUUCAUACGCUCUAUGCACCUCGUUGAAGUCAGCUUCCUGUUUGAAAAAUGUCGUCUUUGGUAAAUCGACGCAUGGUUAUGUGGAGAAAUCGGGGUGGCUUGCUAGUGUGUUUGUGGGAAGUGCGUUGGUGGAUUUUUACUCUAAAAUGUGUAGCCUGGGUGAUGCGGCGAAGGUGUUCGACGAAAUUCCUGAGAAGAAUACUGUGUGCGCAAAUGCGCUUUUGUCGGGCUAUGCGGAGGCUAAGAUGUGGGCAGAAGGGAUUGAUCUGGUGAGGAGGAUGCCUCUCUUGAGUUUAGAAGCGGAUCAGUUCACUUUGUCGGCUGCUCUACGAGCUUGUAGCGGCUUGUGUGCUGUGGAAUUCGGAAAGGAGGUUCAUGCGGGUGUUGUGCGUCGCGUUUUUGACGUUGGAGCUGAUGUGUUUCUGCAGAGUUUGUUGAUUGAAAUGUAUGGAAGGUGUGGCCAAGUGGAUAACGCAAAGAGAGUAUUUAGUAUGGCGGGGUACGAUGUACGGAUGAGGCGAAGAGAUGUUGUUUUAUGGACUUCUAUGUUGGGAGUGUAUGGAAGGACUGGAAAUUAUGCUGAAGUAAUUAGGCUGUUUAAGGAUAUGCUAAUGGAAGGGAUACGACCAGAUGGAGUGGCAUUCUUGACAGUUAUCUCUGCUUGCAGCCACACCGGGCAAGUGGAUCUUGGCGUGGAGUAUUUCGAGUCCAUGACUCGUGACUAUGGGUUGAGUGCGAGCCGAGAGCAUUAUAGUUGUCUUGUUGACUUGCUUUGUCGGGCAGGGGAGUUGGAGAGGGCUUGGGGAAUAGUUAGUGAGCUGCCACAUGUGGCGGAUUGCGCUAUAUCCAUGUGGGGCGCACUUCUUAGUGCGUGUAACGAGUGUGGAAAUAUCGGCUUGGGGAAGUUGGCUGCUCAGAAAGCUCUUGAAGUUGAGCCUAAUAAUGUUGGAAUUUACGUUCUGCUGUCUAACAUGUAUGCUAGGAAUGGUAUGUGGGAUGAGAUUGAACUGUUGAGAGAGGUUAUGAAGAGAAGAGGUUUGAAGAAGGAUUUUGCUUGGAGUUCGAUAGAUAGAUAAUGUUCUGUACUAUUUAAAUCAUACGAAGUCCAAAGUUGAUGGCGUUUCUGAUUUACAGAGCUGGUUGCAAGUUGAGAUUGAGGGAGAAUAGAUUGAAAUGAACAGAUAUAACAAGAUCGGAAGAGUACGGAUCCUUGCAUAUUGAAAAAGGAAAAAGACCUUAUUCCCCUUAAAGGUAUUCUACAUUCCAAGUUACGUCUUUAUGGGAUCAUAUCUACUUCAAAGAGUAUGAUUUGGUGAAUCCUUGUUUGAAGCUUGCACACGAGUUCCAUUUUGUCUGUUUGUAUUGUAUUACAUAGCACAGGAAAGCGGUAUUAUUUUUGAGCAAGAUAAUGAAUUCUUUUCUCGUGUACUGAAACCACUCUGAUGAAGAAAGUUGGAGUGUUGAAUCCCAUACUUUCUAAAUAACACCGCUUGCAUAGUUUUACUGAAUGGUGGCUGUGUACUAUAGUGGUUCUCGUGUUUGCUUUCUAGUUAGUCAGGAAUCGGGAUAUUCCAAUCUUUGUUGUUUGGGGGUGGGGGGGUUUAAUUUCUCAAACUUUGUCUUUAUGAAGUGACUCAAAACUAUCAUGACUUAGAGAUGUAUCAUGUAUAUACUAGUAUAUAGUAAGAGUGAAUGCAGCAUCGUAAUUUCUUGCGCUUGCAAGAUGUUCUCCUUUAUAACUCGUUCACAUAAUAGCCAAUGGUGGAGUCAUAACAGCAUCGACACUAUGUUUAUGUUAAUUUGAAUUUGGUACUAGUUGACAUACAGCCUUUGUGUUCACUCCCUCAGUCGAAAUAGAGAUGGUAGUAAUAGGCCAUGCUUAGUUUUCAAAUGUUCUACAGUUACGACCAUUUGAAUUUUUGUAUAGUAGUUGUCCUCUUAUCAACCCAAUCAUAAUCGUAUAAUUUAUGUUCUCUUUGAGCCUCCGAGCAUUCUUUGCCUGGGGGGAAUUCGUUAAAUACCAUUGUCUUCCAUCUUGGUGAAUGCAGUUUUUGGAAUUUUUGCCUUGGCUGUUUGUUUGCUGUGUGACUAUGUGAUGCUUUCAUCAUAGCAUAUUCUGUAGCAGUUGAAGAAUCAUAUGCUUUUUGACAGUUGAUAGUAAUUUCUAAUGAAGAUAUUUAUGUUUCCACUGUUUAUAUAUAAUAUGUACUCGUGUAAACUUGAAUGCCAGCUGAAUUUGGUCAAUCAAUAGCAUCUUUAAUUGAAUGCAGCAUCUGACAUGUAGCAAUUUGUCUUCACAAUCUAUAUAUCUCUUGCAUAUCAAACUGUUUUCUCUCCCUAUAUUUAUGAUUGAACUACUUUUAAACUUCUUCAAUUGGCCUAAUCUUCGAUUAUUGAGUUGUGAAAGCACCAAUGCAUUUAUGCAAAAGAACAAGAGUCGUAUUAGUUUACUAGCAUGCGUAACAAACUCAUGCACCACGAAUUGUGUUCCGCCUUUGCAUCAUAUAUCAUCACUAUAUUCAAGACUUAUAUGUUUGUUCUAUGUUAUAAAAAUGGUUGUAAAAACAUUAAACAUUUGAUAUUUGUUUGAGUUCGUGUUUGGAUUGUGUUCUUGCUUGUUGCAUUGAGGACUUUUUGUUCCCCACACUUAAGCCCGUCUAUACUAAAACACCCGAUUCUUGGCAUGACCAAUUGUUUUUAUUGUUGAAUCGGAGUAACAUGCACGUCAAUCCAUCGGAGUUGUGAUCCAAAUAGUGAUGUUUGAUACAUGCUGGCACAUGCUCAAGUUUCUUAACUGAUCGUUCCUGCUGUCAGCAUACUACUCGGUUUCAGUCCAUCACAUACCAGGUCUUAUGUCCUGCAACUUGCUGAGCUGUUUCCCGGCCCCUCCUAAAGCGACCCUUUUUCAGCUCUACGUUGCCAAGUCCGAUACGUAUAUCUAUGAUGUCACUCCAAUUCCUGACUCAUUCGCGGACGUACCCAAUCAAGGCUCAUGGCUUCCUGAAAGUGCCGAAAUGAAAUGCAUCACUAAAGUCGGGACGGAGGGAGUAUAAGUUAAAUAGUUGGUGAAGAGCAUAAGACAUCAUUGUUUUGAAUUUUGAUCAUUUUCAAAUGGGCGGGAGGUCAAGACUCAUAACACAAGACUGAUCCAGAGAUUAAGUACUGAGCCGAGUCCAUGAAAUCUAACAAAGUAACGCGCUCGCUCGUCCAUGGUUAAAAUGGUUGUGAAGAUGAUAGUGCAUAGGGUGUCGCUGUCGAAUGUUCGUACUGGCGAAAGGGAGGGGCGAGUACGUAAAACAAAAGGAGAAGACAACAAUGAUGCAGCAACAGAAGGUCAUACCCCUAAAUCUUGCUAUCUUUAUUGUGGAUCUUUUCUCACAGCCUUGGAACAUGCAGAUACACCUCUCUCUCUCUCUCUCAUAAUUAUAUAGUACUAUUCCAUUUAGCUAGGGCAAUGAAGAAGAUGGAGGGGGGCGAGUGCGAGUGGUGGAGGUUUGAAGUGGGCUUUCUUUCCUGUUGGCUUCAGAUUUUCAGUUGAGGACCACAUGGGAAGAUGGGACUGCCCCAUUUCUGUCCCAAUAUCCUACUUUGCAUUUCCUCAGUUAUUUUAUUUUCGUCGCGAAAUUUACAGUCGCUACUUAACGUUGCAUCCAAUGUAUUGACUACGCUACGAGGACGCGAGUUAAAAUUAUGAUGGUCCAACCAUUUUGUCCCAACAUCCUACUUUGCAUUUCCUUCGUGUAUAUUGACAGGCUAACUCUUGUAGUACUUAUCUUCACAUGACUUGCUUUUUUGUAAAGGAUGAUCAAUAAUAGUUCUCAUUUAUCA